Molecule: messenger RNA, 801 nt
Organism: Daucus carota subsp. sativus
Lineage: Eukaryota; Viridiplantae; Streptophyta; Magnoliopsida; Apiales; Apiaceae
Exons: 1
Coding region: 1-801 (266 amino acids)
Source: RefSeq, a predicted model, not a curated record
AUGAUUUUUUACAAGCCUGGCAGAAGCUGUUCCUUCUCUCUGUGGCAUGACCCUUGGUGCAAUAGAGCACCCCUUGCUGCUCAAUUUGAUUAUAGUCUACUGUCUGCACUUGAGGCCACAGCUUCUGAUGAGGUGAAUUAUAUACAGGAGAAUGGACAGUGGAACCUUGGAGUUAGUACUCACUACCUGGUAAGAGAUCUAAGGAACCUUUGCAGUGCCAUUACCCCUACUGGUACUGAUACUAUUCUUUGGAAUGAUUGCUUUCAUUCAAGAGUAUCAAUUUCUGUGAUCUAUAAUGAUAUUGCUACUCAUAAAUCUCCCCCUCCUUGGCUGGAAUUUGUUUGGAACAUUUUUUCUGUCCCCAGAUAUGCAAUAUCUGCUUGGCUCAUUCUUCAACAGAGACUUCUUACUAAAGACAGAAUUCUUCGUUUUGGCAUGAUUGUUGACCCAACUUGUGUCUUGUGUGCUAGUGACUGUGAAUCUCAUUCUCAUAUUUUUUCUAACUGCCCAUAUACACACACUGUUCUAUCUGCUUGUCCUGUCCCGGUUUGUACUAGCUGGAAUGAUUUCACUACUGGCAGUUACAUUCGCAUUGGCUGUCCGAGAAUUACAAGAUUCAUUGCUGCUGCUUGGAAUGCUAUCUGGACUGAGAGAAACAAUCGAAUUUACAGGAAUGUUAGGCGCAACCCUGCUGAACUAAUUUCACUUGUUCGAGCUCAAGUUAGGGAAAAACUGUACUCCUGUCCUCAUUUCCGUAAAAGAGUCCAGGCUGAUCAAACCAUUAUGCUUCUGCUGUAUUGA